Messenger RNA from Oncorhynchus masou masou (cherry salmon), 8543 nucleotides. RefSeq names its product RAB11 family interacting protein 1 (class I) a (gene rab11fip1a). The record is from RefSeq and is a predicted model, not a curated record. Gene Ontology annotation, biological process: regulated exocytosis. Lineage: Eukaryota; Metazoa; Chordata; Actinopteri; Salmoniformes; Salmonidae. The coding region runs from base 4662 to 6845 and encodes 727 amino acids. Gene Ontology annotation, cellular component: intracellular membrane-bounded organelle. The transcript is spliced from 3 exons. Gene Ontology annotation, molecular function: small GTPase binding.
GUCCACUCAAUAUAGUCUGAGUCCUUUUAAAGGAGGACAUACUUUUUUAGUUUUGCCAUAGCCUGAUCUUAUUUUACUACUGCAUUUCUGACAUUCUAAAUCUAGAUUUGUUUAUUAGCUUUUUGCAAAAAAUGAUAGCCCAUCUUAAAGUAAAUGGAGUGUUUUUAUAACAGUCCUUAAGUGUUAAGAGCAAGGCAGUUGUGGUUAUUUCCAAAUUGUUUAAUUCCAUCAAGACAAUAUCAGGUGUGAUGAUCUGCUUACAAAAAAAUGUUGGAUGUUUUUGCGUGUUUGGGGUAGAGCGUGUUUCAGAUGGGAGCGGACGUAGGGCUGGGCAGUAUGGCCCAAGUAUCAUAUCCCGGUAUUAUUUUUAUUUGCCGGUAUUUUGUUUAUAAUAAUAAAAGUUCUACAUUUUAGUUUUGAGUAGUGUGACCCUAGGGUGGCAACAUAUACACUCUCUAAAGUGAUUUCAAUGGGUCUUUCUCCAUUGUGAUUGUUUUAUACUGUUUAAUUCAACUUUAAUCAAUAAAUUUGAUCAUUUCCAUUCUGACACGUAGGGUUGCACGAAAUGUGCAAACAAUCUUGACCAUAUUUUAAACAAUAUGUUGCGAUUUGACUUUGUGAUUUUAGAGCAAAACACUUGGGUGAACUGUUAGACUCAUGGAAAUAGUUUGAGUGUAAUAGUGGGAACUUUAAAUGGUGUUUUACAUGAUGACAAAUUAAGUAUUUCCUAGGGGACCCUUUAUUCUUUGGCUACAUUGAUGUUUUCUCUUAGCUACUUCAUGUAGCUAACAUUUUUGCUUUUUGUACUCCUCUUUGAAGAAACUGUUGCACAAAAACAUGCAAUGUAGGUCUACACCUACAGGCUGUAUAGCUAGUUAAGUUUGUUGGCUCAGUACAUUUAUUAGCUAGCAAUUAGCAUUAAUGGCUAGCAAGAAUUAGGCUCAACUUACUAAGAAUAGACAAACUAGCUGUUUGCAGUAAGAAGCAAACUAAGUGUAAUUACAGAACACUUAAUAUUAAGAAGCAAAAUGAAAACCGCAUUGUCAUCAACAUUGUUGCAUGUGCUGCGUUGACUAUGCAGAGACUGAACGCAAGUGUCAUGCUCGAGGAACAACAAAUGUUCUCGAGUGAUGGGGCAGGGUAGGUCUGAAAGCUGCAUGGGGAAAGCAGAGAAAUAGAUAUACUACAGAUCAAAAGAUUGGGGUCACUUAGCAAUGUCCUUGUUUUUGAAAGGACAAGCCUUUUUUUCUUUUCAUUAAAAUAACAUCAAAUUGAUCACAAAUACAGUGUAGACAUUGUUAAUGUUAAUGACUAUUGUAGCUGGAAACAGCUUAUUUUUUUUAAUGAAAUAUCUAGAGGCCCAUUAUCAGCAACCAUCACUCCUGUGUUCCAAUAGCAUGUUGUGUUAGCUAAUCCAAGUUUAUCAUUUGAAAAGGCUAAUUGAUCAUUAGAAAACAAACCCUUUUGCAAUUACGUUAGCACAGCUAAAAACUGUUCUGAUUUAAAGAAGCAAUAAAACUAGUCAUCAGACUAGAUGAGAACCUGUACUCCGGGAUGCUGGCCUUCUAGGCAGUUCCAGUGUCUGUUCUUUUGCCCAUCUUAAUAUUUUAUUUUUAUUGGCCAGUCUGAGAUAUGCCGUUUGCUUUGCAACUCUGCCUAGAAGGCCAGCAUCCUGGAGUCGCCUCUUCACUAUUGAUGUUGAGGCUGGUGUUUUGUGGGUACUAUUUAAUGAAGCUGCCAGUUGGGGACUUGAGGUGUCGGCUUCUCAAACUAGACACUCUAAUGUACUUGUUCUCUUGCUCAGUUGUGCACCGGGGUCUCCCACUCUUUCUAUUCUGGUUAGAGCCAGUUUGCGCUGUUCUGUGAAAGGAGUAGUACACAGCAUUGUACCAGAUCUUCAGUUUCUUGGCAAUUUCUCGCAUGGAAUAGCCUUCAUUUCGCAGAACAAGAAUAGACUGAGUUUCAGAAUAAAUAUAUUUGUUUAUCCAGUUUGAGCCUGUAAUCGAACCCACAAAGGCUGAUUCUCCAGAUACUCAACUAGUCUAAAGAAGGCCAGUUUCCUUUUUCUUCAAUUAGAACAACCGUUUUUAGCUGUGCUAACAUGAUUGCAAAAGGGUUUUCAAAUGAUCAAUUAGCCUUUUUUUAAUUAUAAAUUUGGAUUAGCUAAUACAAUGUGCCUUUGGAACACAGGAGUGAGGGUUGCUGAUAAUGGGCCUCUGUACACCUAUGUAGAUAUUCCAUAAAAAAAAUCUGUCAUUUACAACAUUAGCAAUGUCUGCACUGUAUUUCUGAUCAUUUUUGUAAUUUUAAUGGACAAAAUGUACAUGUCAUUUAAAACCAAGGACAUUUCUAAGUGACCCCAAACUUUUGAAUAUAGAUAGAUAUAGAUAUAUAGAUUUAAAACUAGGCAAGUCGGUUAAGAACAUUCUUAUUUACAAUGACGGCCUUCACCGGCCAAACCCGGACGACGCUGGGCCGAUUGUGGGACUCUCAAUCACAGCCGGUUGUGAUAAAGCCUGGAUUCAAACCAGGGUGUCUGACGCCUCAAGCACGGAGAUGCAGUGUCUUAGACCACUGCACCACUCGGCAGCCCAGCGACGACUCAAGUAGCGACGUAAAGUAUAAAAAUGGACGUUACAUUUUAACAAACCAAACAUUCAAAAAACUUUAUAGAAGGUAAAGUAAAAACCCAAACAGGUCGGUGCAUCAAUACCACAUAUCGUAAAAUACGGAAUACCACCCAGCACUAACCAGACGGCAUAUACACUCCCUGUCAAAAGUUUUGUAACACCUACUCAUUCAAGUAUUUUUAAUUUUUACUAGAAUUGUAGUGAAGACAUUAAAACUAUGAAAUAACACAUGGAAUCAUGUAACCAAACAAGUGUUAAACAAGUGUUUUAUAUUAUUCAAGUUCCUUUGCCUUGAUGACAGCUUUGCACACUUGGCAUUCUCUCAACCAGCUUCACCUGGAAUGCAAUUCAAUUAACAGGUGAGCCUUGUUAAAAGUACAUUUGUGGAAUUUCUUUCCUGCUUAAUCCGUUUGAGACAAUCAGUGGUGGUGUGAAAAGGUAGGGGGUAUACAGAAGAUAGACCAAGUCCAAAUUAUGGAAAGAACAGCUCAAAUAAGCAAAGAGAAAUGACAGUUCAUCUUUACUUUAAGAUUUGACGGUCAGUCAAUACGGAACAUUUCAAGAACUUUUAAAGUUUCUUCAAGUGAAAUCACAAAAACCAUCAAGCUAUGAUGAAACUUACUCUCAUGAGGACCACCACAGGAAUGAAAGACCCAGAGUUCCCUCUGCUGCAGAGAAUAAGUUCAUUGAAGUUACUAGCCACAGAAAUUGCAGCCCAAAUAAAUGCUUCAGAAUUCAAGUAACAAACACAUCAACUGUUCAGAUGAGACUGUGUGAAUCAGGCCUUCAUGGUCGAAUUGCUACAAAGAAACCACUACUAAAGGACGCCAAUAAGAAGGGACUUGCUUGGGCCAAGAAACAUAAGCAAUGGGCAUUAGACCGGUGUAAAUUUGUCCUUUGGUCUGGAGUCCAAAUUGAAGAUUUUUGGUUCCAACCGCCAUGUCUUUGUUAGACUGUGUGGAUGAACAGAUCUCUGCAUGUGUAUUUCCAGCCAUAAAGCAUGGAGGAUGAGCUGUGGGUGUACUUUGCAGGUGACACUGUCAGUGUUUUUUAUUUAUAAUUCAAGGCACACUUAACCAGCAUGGCUACCACAGCAUUCUGCAGCGAUAUGCCAUCAUCUGUUUUGCGCUUGUUUUUCAACAGGACAAUAACCCAACACACCUUCAGGCUGUAAGGUCUAUUUUACCAAGAAGCAGAGUGAUGAUGUGCUGCAUCAGAUGACCUAGCCUCCACAAUCCACUGACCUCAACUCAAUUGAGAUGGUUUGGGAUGAGUUGGACGGCAGUGACGCAAAAGCAAGUGCUCAGCAUAUGUGUGAAAUCCUUCAAUUUCUUGAGGAAAAGUAUUCCUCAUGAAGCUGGUUGAGAGAAUGUCAAGACUUUGCAUCAAAGCAGGGUGGCUUCUUUGAAUCUCAAAUAUGAAAUUUUGAUUUAACACUUUUUGUAUUCUUUACUACAUGAUUCCAUAUGUGUUAUUUCAUAGUUUUGAUGUCUUCACUUUUAUUCUACAAAUGUAGAAAUUUGUAAAAAAUAUCAUCUCGAAUGAGUAGGUGUUCUAAAACUUUUGACCGGUAGUGUAUUAUCAUUACUUCACUGGAAAAUAAUUUUGAAACAAACAUUUGAAAUAUCAUACAGAAAAUGCUCUGGGUUCACAAGUUUUUAUCAUUAGGGGUCCGAAUGAUGAACAAAGAAUAGAAAAGAGCAGAGACUGAUUUGUAUUUUUUUGAGCAGACUUUAGUUUCUGAAAUUUUCUUGGAAGUAUUCAAGGUGCAUCACAUGUGAAGAUAAGCUCUUGAUGGAAUGAAGCACCACUGUAAGAUGAGGCAAACUCCUGAGUUGUUGGUUAUUUCAGCUGUCAUGGGCAAGCUUAGCCAUGGUGUGACUGUCUGCCACUGACCUCCAGGUUUUCACUCCUAGGCAGAUUAGUGGAGUCCCUGAAGCAGCCUGAAACCCCCGACAGACUCCCAUAGGCAGCAAACUCCCUCCCUGCGCUGAAUCCUUUCUCUCUAGCGUCCCCUCUGAGUCUCCUGAUAUGUUCUCCAACCUCCACUCCUCCCUUGCUCCCACUAAGGUGCGGAGGAGCCCCUCCAAGUAUCCCUACAGCAGCACUGAGAACCUGGCUGCCAUAGGAUCUUCCCCCAAUGGAUCUGACAAGAAGCGGCGAGAUCCUCUGUCCCCCAGUCCAAUGGAACUGCAAAGCCAUGCAAAAUCCAAUGCAGGCUUCAGAAUUGUCUCUGCCAAAUCUGCUGUUGCAAGUGGCGAUCCUGUGCCAAUUAAGGCGGUUGAGGGCAAAAUACCUCCUCUACCUCUUCCUGACUACGAUAGCCUGUUCCCACAGAAGAGACAUGGAGUACAAGGACAGACUCGGUGUGACCAUAUAAUUGCAGAGGUGAAUCAGAGACAGCAAGAAUAUGUACCACACCUCAUUGGUAAAGAGAUGAGUGUGGAUGGCCCAGACCUCGACUCACCAGGACCUCCACGCAAUGAUAAAUAUUCCUACUUGCAGGAGCGGGCAGCAGAGCACUUACACCAGCAACAGACACAAGUUCAGAAAGUUCAAUCUACCUCUUUGAGGAGCGUAGGGCCCAGCAGUUCGCCAGCACUCACUCCCCCUUCCAAACCAGUAGCUGCAGUCCCCCUUAGACUAGUGGUAGACUCUAACACAAACCAAGACCAGAGCACUAUACAGGCUAAUCCACCUGAGGCGCCCAAUGCCUUUGUCUCCAAAGUCUUGGUCUCUACAAAACCCAUGGUUCAGAAAAGAGACAUACCCUCCGUGACACCUCGGGAGGAUGCAAAGAAGGUGAUAAACACAUCUUUUUCUACAGCCAGUGAUGGCAAACCUGUUUUCUCAACAGAAAAACAUAGACCUACAUCACGAGUGGUUUUGGUGUCAAGUUCUACAGAUGAACCUAAAGGACUGCCAAAAACUCCCAAAGAGAUCCCCGCAGCCAAACCCAGACAAAAGUUAGUCCGCAAAGAGCCAUUGAGACCUGCAGAUCAUGAGCAGACAUUAGCAGGGUCUACCACUGUAGAGCAGGAGAACAGAUUGGAGAGGAGAGCCUCAACCCUCGAUAUGAUGAGAAGGAGUAGUCCAGUGACUGCAAAGAACACAGAGGUGACUGCUUACAAUGAAAAACAGCUCUUGUUUGACUCUGCAGAUAGGGACAUUGAGAAAAAAACACAGUUUGAACACAUUAUGAAAGCAAAGUUUGCUGAACUUGACCCCUUCCCCUUUGCCGAUAUCCUGCCUAAAGACCCAUGGGCCCAACCAGAGCCAAGCCACAGUGGAGAUUACUUGUUCACUGGAGAACCACAGAGAAACCGCAAGCUUAAAGAACAGGCAAUGACAACUGAUUACUUGGAUAAACUUUUCGUGCCAAACAAUCCAACGGAUCCCUUUGCCAGUUUUAAUGAUGGUAACUCGGAUGAACCUCGAGAGCAGGAAAAAACGGAAAAACACAGUCCUGCUUUUCAAAGGGGAUUUCCCCAAAUUAAAAAGAAACAAGGAGCACCCCAGCCUUCAGCUAAUUCAAGAAAUAAAGCAGUGAUUGGAAAAACUGAGCUAGUUAAACAAAACCCUUCACCCAGAGAAGACAAGCUGAUCAUCUCAGCCGCUACAACCGGAUGUGUAAAACUGGCACCUCAAAAUACUAGACAAAGUCAACUCUAUGGCAGAGAUGGGGUGGAAUGUCAAGACAAGUGGGCAGCAGACCCUUUUACUUCCUCCUCCCAUGUACCUUCUGUCCUGACUUCUCCUGAGCCCCCCCAGUCCGUAGUGGGAGAGCUUACUUCACAGACCGGGGAAAAGACCCUGCUACGGGCCUGGGUCUCACCCUCUGAGGUGCAGCCACUCACUGUGCUGAGUAGCAAUGGUGGUGGGCCAACCUCAACUCCACGCAGGCCUCACCCAGUGAAGCCCAUGAGCUCCAUAGAGAGCCAAGCUCCCAUUAGCACCCCGGUAGUUGGAGAGAUGUUGACUUAUGACUUCACCCUGGGGAAGAUGAAGGCGCCAGGCAUGGUGGAGAGUGGGCCCUACACCCAGCUGACCCAGGAGGAGUUGAUUACCCUAGUGGUGAAGCAGCAGACGGAGCUCUCCAAGAAAGACUCAAAGAUCGUUGAGCUGGAGGAGUACAUAGACAACCUGCUGGUGCGUGUAAUCGAGGAGAAGCCCAGCAUCCUGCUGGGCCUCAACUCUGUCAAGCAGGCCCUGUAAGGUAUGAGGAGUGGACCAGGGAACUGCAAGAUCGAGGGAGAUAUUUAGGCUUCCACUCCAUCGUCCCCUGUAGUUUGUGUGCGUGUUUUUUUAUUUUUUAUUGUUGUCACUGUGUAUUGGCUCGAGCUAUCUCUUAUUUCCUUUGAGCAUAUGCACUUUUUUUUGUCUCCAUGAGGAGUUGGACUAGGACAAUCUCGAGGUUUAUUUUCAGAAUGCUGGAAUGUAUGCUGAAUAGUUUUUUAAGUUUUUUUUUUUUUUUUUUUUUUUUUUUUUUUUUUUUUUAGAACUAUCACUCGAUGCUACAUCGCAUCAAAUUAUUUUACAAGGUUUUGAAAAUGAAUGGCUUGUUGUAACACUAUGGUACUGGAAUUUCUUUUUUAUACUCAUUUACCAUAUGCAAACAUCUCAUGUCAUUGCGUUGGUACUUUAUAUGCUGUAUAAACCAUAAUUGGCCCUCAUUAGGCAAAAUGGAACUGGAAGCUGGAAGAAGGAAGAAAAUGGAAAAUGGUGGAAAAUGGAAAAUGGAAGAAGUAUGUUGAUGUCCAUGUCACUGAAGAAAUAUCUCUGGCCAGGCCUUUGCACAGUGUUUCCAUGUUGCCUACAAUUUAGUGGAUUUUAAUUAGGCCAUCUAGCUACUUUGGUGUCUACUCAUUCCAAAGCCUUACCACAUAUAAUAAUAUGCUGGUUAGUGUUUGUUUUGUUGCAUUCUUAAACCUUGAACUUUCCUUGUUUUUCUAGGUUUAUGUUUGAUCCUUUUCUUUAAAUGAUCAUGACGUGCCUUGGCGCUACCCCUUCUUGGUGUAUUCAAUCAAACACAAGUGUUAAUCAAAUACCAAAUCGGAUUAUUGCGGGGUAUGGUACAAGUACGUUAACCCUCUCAAAGUAACUGUAGCCUCAUAGUGACAUUUCAGAUACACAGUGGUCUUACCUUAUUAGCCUAGUUCGUUGAAGCGUUAUUGGACCUGUGAUUUAGGCUAGUUCACACAGGGUUUGUUUGGAAAUGCUCAUCUGUCAACAUUGCUUAUUUUAGUUUUUUAGUUUUCCCUUAUUUUAGUUGUUUUAUACUGCCAUCUUUUUAAUGUGUCUAACGGAGGAAAACAUCAUUUACAAAACCAGUGAUGGAUAGAGAACCAGCAAUCUAUUCCAUGGUUGAGGCAGUGGAUUUGGUCACGCUAACUAUAGAUGGAGAGACCUGCUGUUCACUGUUUUCUUUUAUGUCUGUAGUAUCUACUCACUUGACUGUGCAGAGCACAAUCUUUUCUAUUUAUGCAAAAUAAUGUAAGUGCACAACAUGUCAAAUAUUUUAUGCAAGAGUAAUGACUAAGUUCAAAUCGUUACACUUUGAGAAAGAUCUUCCAAUAUAUUUAAGCAUUAUGAAUGUAGUUUCAAAAUUAACCUUAUCCUUAUUAAAUUUUAUGCCUUUUUAUUAAGCAGUAGGCUUACAACUUGUGUAAAUCUCUACGUCUCUGAAUGUAAUCUACUCAAUGUUUCUUCGGUGACUAUGCCUUUGUGAAAUGACAUAGCAAUAAGAAACAAUAUAAAUUAUAAACAUUUCUGAUUGUGCCUUCAGGGAUUUUACUCAUAAGACUUUGAUUACUGUAAAAGCUGGAUUCCUUAAGAUAGUUACCUUUUUUUGUUUACUGGUGUUAAAUUCAGUGUGAUAUUUUCAAUUGAAAUAAAGUAUAGUAAAUCAUGAAA